CCGAAAAAAUUAUGAGUUAUAAAAGAUAAAGGUCCGAAAACUUAGUAAGCAGAGAGAGCACCGAGACUAUAAAAGGGGCAGACCAUACACUUCCACUGUUUUUAUUUUGAAAUUAUUGCUGUUGAAAUACUCAAGCAUGGCACCCAGUUUGGAAAAGCAAAGUUAUGCGGAACUAAUGGAGAACAUGAAACUGUGCGAGGCGGAAAGGAUAUACGCGCUAUCGAACAGUGUCGGAAGAAUCCUGGAUGACGCGGAGGCCCGAAAGGUCCUAAGGCACUUCAUGAUGAGCGAAAAGAAGUCCAUGCAGUGCGUGGACGUCUAUGAGAAGUGCGCCGAGUUUCUUGGGGGGCACCCGAAGUACGAGUCCUGCGACUUUAAGGUCCUGGCCCGACUGGGAUUGCCCCCCCAUCUGGAACAGCGCCUAUGUUAUCGAUUAAACAAUGGUGAUCCCAUUUCCAUCUGCCUCUGCCUUAAAAAUAUCCAGGCGGAAUGUCUCAGUGAGGUGGCCGAGUCCUUUAGCGACUUCAAGGAAUCUAUCACAAAAACUCGGAUGAAUCUUAAACAUAAGCAACUAGGAUAAGUAAAGAAGAAACAUGAUAUUAUAUGAUAUUAAAAACACAAACAUUUUUAAACUAUCGUUUUUGACUU
Messenger RNA from Drosophila simulans, 648 nucleotides. RefSeq lists its product as uncharacterized. The record is from RefSeq and is a predicted model, not a curated record. Lineage: Eukaryota; Metazoa; Arthropoda; Insecta; Diptera; Drosophilidae. The transcript has 2 exons. Bases 137 to 580 code for a protein of 147 amino acids.